GGUUAGAGAAGGAUAUUGCGAGGAAGGAUCCGGCGGAUCAAGAAUAGAUAUUUAUAAACAAAAAUAAAUAAAAUAAAAACACUAACAAUCAACACGCAAACAUGUCUUCAAAUCCCAACAGCAUGCCGGAUCCGCGGAGACCAAACAAGAUCCUGAGGUACAAGCCGCCCUCCACAGAGAGCAACCCUGCGCUGGAGGACCCCACCCCGGACUACAUGAACCUGCUGGGCAUGAUCUUCAGCAUGUGUGGGCUCAUGCUCAAGUUGAAGUGGUGUGCCUGGAUCGCAGUCUAUUGCUCCUUCAUCAGCUUCGCUAACUCCCGCAGCUCCGAGGACACCAAGCAGAUGAUGAGCAGCUUCAUGUUGUCCAUCUCAGCAGUGGUCAUGUCCUACUUGCAGAACCCCCAGCCCAUGUCCCCUCCCUGGUAACAGACCCGCCCCUCCGUGCCCGUCUGUGUCGGCUGGACAGGGCAGGGGACAGACAGACAGGAGAGCAGGUGAAUGAAGAGAGGGACAGUCAUGCAGGAUCCGGAAUGGAGCUGGAAGAGGACAUGCACAGAGCAGAGCUGCCACACACAGUAACCGUGUUGUGCUGUGAGGGUCAUUUGAACAGGAGUUCUGCGUCUCUCUCACACUGACUGAUACACCCACACUGACCUUCCUGUCUGUUCCAGAUUCGUUGCAAUCACAGUGCGAUUGAAAUUCUACCACAUGACUGGUGGAUCGCGGCUCAGUUACACAUUGAUUUGUCAUCCUGUCGUUACUCUUGUAUUUUCAACCCCCCCCCCUCAUUUGUUUGAAAUAAUAAAGGUUCAGCGGUAUGCUCCUGUA
Messenger RNA from Polyodon spathula (Mississippi paddlefish), 830 nucleotides. It is a transcript of the gene wdr83os, whose product is annotated as WD repeat domain 83 opposite strand. Gene Ontology annotation, biological process: protein insertion into ER membrane. Lineage: Eukaryota; Metazoa; Chordata; Actinopteri; Acipenseriformes; Polyodontidae. The record is from RefSeq and is a predicted model, not a curated record. The transcript is spliced from 4 exons. Bases 102 to 428 code for a protein of 108 amino acids. Gene Ontology annotation, molecular function: protein folding chaperone. Gene Ontology annotation, cellular component: endoplasmic reticulum membrane.